AUGUCAUCCGACGAAGAGAGAGCCAGUGGCAAGGUGCCCAACCUGGGCGAGAAAUCCGUCCAACAUACCCCCAGCAUCGAACUAUACAACAAUGCGGAGGUCACACAAGACAACGGCAUACUCUCGAAGCUCCGCCGCUUCGAAGCCUCAAUGGAUGCCAAGUUCGGUGUUGAAGCUGAGGCCAUCAGUCGCAAGCUGCCUGAAGACAAGCGUCCGGUCCCGUGGCACGAACAGCUCAGCAUGGCCCUGCUUUGGGCAUCAGGAACAAUGAAUACAUCGUGUUUCGCGACUGGUUUUCUUGGAUGGGAGUUCGGCCUGUCUCUCAAGCAGUCGAUCCUCAUCGUCAUCUUCUCCUCGAUUCUAGGCGCCGCGCUGACCGGCUUCGCUGCCACAUUUGGUGCGGCGACUGGACUGCGACAGAUCUCGGUAUCGCGCUAUAGCUUUGGCUGGUGGCCGAACAAGGUAAUCGCAGCCCUCAACACAAUUGUGCAGAUCGGCUGGGCGUCUGUCAGUUGCAUUACUGGCGGCUUGGCCCUAACGGCCGUCUCCGAUGGCCACCUUUCCCUCGUUGUGGGAAUCAUCAUCCUGGCUGUCGUUGCCAUGCUGAUCUCGUUUGUCGGCUUGAGAGCCAUCCUCGUCUAUGAACGCUAUGCGUGGUUCAUCUUCUUCGUCAUCUUCCUGAUUUUCUUCGGAGAGACUGGGAGGUUCGCUGACAACUCAACCCCGGCGUCCCUCAAAGGUGCCGAUCUCACCGGCGGCGUACUCAGCCUUAUUGCCAUCAUUUACGGUAGCUCGGCCUCCUGGUGCACAAUGGCCUCUGACUACUACGUCCACUACCCGGCCGACGUCUCGCGUAUCAAAGUCUUCCUCAUGACCACCUUCGGCAUCGCCAUACCCACCUCAAUCGGCAUGCUCGCCGGCUGCGUAGCCUCCUCAGCCCUAAACAACAAGCCCACCUGGCUGUCCGCCUACAAAGACGACGGUCUCGGCUACCUGAUCCAAACAAUGCUACAUCCGCGCGGCUUCGCCAAAUUUAUCUUGACUCUGCUCGUGCUCUCCGGCAUCAACGUCAACAUCAUCAGCAUCUACAGCUCCGCCAUCUCGUGCCAACAGUUCGCCCGUCCCUUCUCGCGCGUGCCUCGCUUCAUCUGGACGCUGGCAUGCUUCGCCGCCAUCCUGGGCCUGGCUCUCGGUGGCCGCGAGCAGCUCAAUGCCUACCUGCAGAAUUUCCUGAGUCUGCUCGGAUACUGGUGCACGCAGUACUUUGUCAUCGUCUUUGCGGAGCAUUGGCUCUUUCGAAAGGGAAAGUUCGAGAAUUAUGACCUCGAGGGCUGGAACGACCCUGCUCGAUUGCCCUUGGGGUUGGCGGCCGGCGUGGCGUUUUCACUGGGAAUCGUUGCGUGGAUCUGCGGCAUGUCACAGACGUGGUACGUCGGCCCACUAAGCAAGCUCAUCGGAAGCUCGGGAGGCGACGUGGCCAACGAGUUCACGUUUGUCGUCACACUGGUUACGUUCAUUCCGCUGCGGUACCUGGAGCUGAAGUAUAUUGGGAGGUAG
Cyphellophora europaea CBS 101466 is the source of this 1557-nucleotide messenger RNA. RefSeq lists its product as uncharacterized. Lineage: Eukaryota; Fungi; Ascomycota; Eurotiomycetes; Chaetothyriales; Cyphellophoraceae. Gene Ontology annotation, biological process: transmembrane transport. The transcript has 4 exons. Gene Ontology annotation, cellular component: plasma membrane; fungal-type vacuole membrane. Gene Ontology annotation, molecular function: transmembrane transporter activity. Bases 1 to 1557 code for a protein of 518 amino acids. The record is from RefSeq and is a predicted model, not a curated record.